UUGUUUUUAUUUGGCCUCAAGGUCCUUGUUUCAGUUCUGUAUUUUCUGACUUCUGUGCGAGUUCGGUUUUACACUCCCAAGCCGUACCUCACUUUGAAAACGGUGGAGGAAAGGAUCAUUCUAGUAUUAAGUCUCUACGACAAGAUCGAUCCUAAAAAAUUGACACUGGACUCCGACUUUACGAAUGAUCUUGGUUUAGACUCAUUGGACCACGUUGAAUUGAUAAUGGCAAUAGAAGAUGAAUUUGGUUUUGAAAUACCUGACGGUGAUGCUGAUCUUAUGAAAACGCCGAGGGAUAUUUUCAAAUAUGUUUGCGAUAAGGAAGAUGUUUACGAGUAG
Enterobius vermicularis (human pinworm) is the source of this 339-nucleotide messenger RNA. Lineage: Eukaryota; Metazoa; Nematoda; Chromadorea; Rhabditida; Oxyuridae. The record is from the annotation of a GenBank genome assembly.